AUGGAGCUCGGAUGGUUCUAUUCAGGCCGCCAGAUCGCACGUUAUAUUCCUAGCCGUAUAACAACAUUGAAACCGCCACGGUCGAAGCUCAAGAAUCCGUGGACCAUCGUGAAAUCGUUGGACGCGCAUCAAUGGAACUUGUUCCUUAUCGGCCUGUUUUCGUGGGCCUGGGAUGCUUUUGAUUUCUUCACGGUCUCGUUGACCUUGACUGAGAUCGCCGAGGCUUUCGACAAACAGCCGUCAGAUGUCUCUUGGGGAAUCACAAUCACCUUGAUGCUUCGCUCUGUCGGGGCCUUGAUCUCAGGUAGCUUGAGUGACCGAUACGGACGUAAAUGGCUCAUGGUCGGCAACCUCUUCCUCUUUAUCAUACUAGAGCUGGCAUCUGGGUUCUGCAAUUCUUUGGGCCCUUUCCUGGCUGUAAGAGCACUGUACGGGAUUUGCAUGGGAGGCUUGCUGGGACCGGCCGCUUCGACUGCUCUUGAAGACCUACCUUACGAUGCUCGCGGCAUUGCCUCUGGGUUAUUUCAGCAGGGAUACGCCAUUGGAUACCUUCUCGCCGCUAUCUUCUAUCGUGCGCUGGUGCCCACGACUUCCCAUGGCUGGCGAUCUCUCUUCUGGUUCGGAGCUGGACCGCCGAUUCUCCUCAUCAUAUGGCGGAUCUACUUACCAGAGACCAACUACUUCCAGGUUGUCAAGGCUGAGCGUGAAGCCAAACACGCUGCUAAACACUCAGAGGCGGACGGAAAGAACAAGGCCGGAGCGCUCAAAUCCUUUCUCCACGAGGCCAAUGACGCUUUCCGAGGCAACUGGGUCCUGUUCAUAUACAUGGUUGUCCUUAUGAGCGGGUUCAACAGUGUAUCGCAUGGGUCUCAAGAUCUGUACCCGACGUUCCUAAAGGAUCAAGUCGGCUUCGGGGACACCAUGACGACUGUCACCACUGUCGUCGGACAGAUCGGAGCAAUCCUUGGCAGUACUACUCUGGGUUACUUCUCGAGCUUCAUUGGGAUCCGUUUAACGAUGAUGAUCGCAUGUGUCUUUGGGGGAGCAAUCGUGCCAGCAUACAUGCUCCUCCGAACCAAGAGUCUGGUCGCCUCGACUUUCUUCGAACAGGUCUUUGUUGGAGGUGUUUGGGGUCCAAUUCCCGUCCACUUGGUCGAACUGAGCCCGCCGCAUGUCCGAGCUUUAUUCUACAGCUUCACAUACCAGCUUGGGAACCUUGCUUCCUCCGCCUCCUCGACAAUUGAAGCUACCAUCGGAGAACGCUUCCCUUUGGCCGACAACCCCGAGACGGGCGCAUCGAGAUACAACUACGGCAAGGUCAUUGGUAUUUUCCUGGGAGCUGUGUGGGUUUACAUUCUGCUGUUCGUGUUUGUUGGACCGGAGAUGACCCAGUCGGAGCGAGACGAAGAAGCUGCCACUGUUCUCGAGUACGAGGCGAUGAGAGCACAGGGCGUCAGUCUGGCUGAGAUUGGAGCCGGCAGGGCCAAGAGCGAGAAGGUCGAUAGGGAGAUGGAUGCUGAGCAUAUUGAUGAUGUUGAGAAGGCGUCGAGGUAA
This is a messenger RNA of Saxophila tyrrhenica, 1554 nucleotides long. RefSeq lists its product as uncharacterized. NCBI's taxonomy places the organism in Eukaryota, Fungi, Ascomycota, Dothideomycetes, Mycosphaerellales, Extremaceae. The transcript has 6 exons. Bases 1 to 1554 code for a protein of 517 amino acids. The record is from RefSeq and is a predicted model, not a curated record. Gene Ontology annotation, biological process: plasma membrane lactate transport. Gene Ontology annotation, cellular component: membrane. Gene Ontology annotation, molecular function: secondary active monocarboxylate transmembrane transporter activity.